GGUUUCAACCCUUAAAAACACUAAUAAUGACAAUAACAAUAAACGCGAGGGACACGCCCCCCCGCGGCGGCGCUUCGGCAUCGUCUACGGUCGUCUACGACGUCCAGUCCCUACGAGCCCUCGCGUACGCGCGCACACUGCGGACAUAAUAUUAUAAGGUAUCGCUGCCGCCUCGACAUGACCGAAACCGGAGUGGCCGUCCGCAGGCCGCUGUCGCCCAGAAAGUUUUUCGCCAUGUUGUACGAGACGGACGCCACCGCCGCCGCCGCCGAAAACGUCCGUCGCCCUCUUCACGGCCGCGCCGCCGACGUCCCGCUACAGCAGUGGUACGGCCUAAGGCGGCCGCGGCCAUCCGUCCCGGCGCAGCUCGCGGCCGCGGCCACCUCGGGCACGUCUCUUCAGCAGCACACCGUCGUGGUCGUCCGGCCCACCGCCGCGUACGUCGAACACACGUUCGCCGCCGGCUUGACCGCUUUCCUCGAAAGGAGGCGACGGAAAGAAGGCAGGGCACCCCGGCGGCAGAGAACCACGUUCAGUCCGGAACAGACUCUGAGCCUGGAAAUGGAGUACAGGAACAACGAGUACGUGUCCCGGAACAGGAGAUCGGAAUUGGCCAACGCAUUAGAUUUAUCUGAAACGCAGGUGAAGAUUUGGUUUCAAAAUCGCAGGGCCAAAGACAAGAGGCUGGAAAAGACACAUUACGACCAGCAAAUCAGGCAGAUGUUCCAGCAAAACGGAUUCAUUUUGCCAAAGAUUUAACGGCGGGUUAAGCGUGGCCAACAAUAACGAUAUAAUAAAAUAAACCUACCUAGGAAUAAUUGUCACCAUAUUGCUGUUAUACCGUGCUGUACAUAUAUGAUAUAUAUAAAUAUAUUAUAUUGUAUCUGGCCGACGAAGAUGGCGCCAAAAUCUCGCAAGAUGAAAAGUGCGGAAUCCGUGAAAUAAGACAGACGUAUUACGUAUAUUAUUAUUAUUAUUAUUAUUAUUAUUAUAUUAUAUAUUAUGCCGACAUUGUUGUCAUCUAUCUAUUUGAUCGCGCGAAAAGCAACGAAUUUCUCAAAUGUCUAAUAUUAUUAUUAUUAUUAUUAUUAUUAUUAUUGUUAACGAGAGAUCUCUCCUCUCGCCGUUUAUGACUAUUUUAUUUAUUAUAUUGUAAUAAUAUUAUGUAGGUACGAAGAGUGAAAAUAUUACGUACGUUUAGGGUUCUACUAGGUAUUCGAAACUAUAUUAUAUUUCGUAAACAAGCAGGACGUUGUAAACGAACGAUUUAAAUGCUUGUCGUUUUGAACGCGAUAGCAGUACGCAUACCUAUAUAAUAAUAAUAUAUACAGGAUGUUGUUCACGCCUAUAAACUAUGUAAUUAUAUUAUAUUACUUUUUCUAUUAAAACAUAAUUGAUGUGCAUAUAAA
Molecule: messenger RNA, 1409 nt
Organism: Myzus persicae (green peach aphid)
Lineage: Eukaryota; Metazoa; Arthropoda; Insecta; Hemiptera; Aphididae
Product: homeobox protein rough-like
Exons: 3
Coding region: 178-759 (193 amino acids)
Biological process (GO): regulation of DNA-templated transcription
Molecular function (GO): DNA binding; DNA-binding transcription factor activity, RNA polymerase II-specific
Source: RefSeq, a predicted model, not a curated record